AUGAAUCAAACAACAGUAAUUACAUUCAGUCAUGUAUCAAUGCGUGCAAAUUCAACGCUACCAAGUGAUCAAGCAGUCGGACAACCAACACGACAAGCUACAUUUAUUGGUGCAAUACUUGCAUUUGUUUUCAUAUUUUUGGGUCUUAUUGGUAAUAUACUUCUUAUAACAACGAUACUUUCCGUUAGAAAACUUCGAACAAAUAUUAUUAAUAUAUUCAUCGUUUCGCUACAGUUCAAUGAUUUACUCAAUAUUGGUUUCAAUCAAUUUUUCGUCGGUCUUUCCUAUGCAAAUCAUGCUUGGCUUGGCGGACAAUUGAUAUGUAAUUUAGUUGUUUACUUUUCAACGGUUUGUAUGGGCUGUCUUCUGUGGCAUCAUUGUUUAAUUGCUAUACAUCGGCUAAUAGUUGUCGUUUACCCAAAUUUACUACGUCGUAUGUCGGUUAAAACUUAUGUAAUUGUUUCACUUGUCAUAACACGUGCACUACCGAUAAUAUGCUGUAUACCAUCAUUUAUGAAAAGUUCAAUUCCAUAUUCAUCUCAAGCAUUGCGAUGUUCAAUACGCAAUAAAUUACAAAUAUUUAUCAAUGUAUCGAUAUUAAUUGUAUUGCCAAAUGUAAUAAUUAUAUUUUGUUUUCUUGGAAUAUUUUGUCAUGUUUAUCAUGCAUCACAUUCAAGUGGACGUACAACAAAUACAAGUGCAGUAUCAGUAUCGCACUCAUUGAGACGUGAAAUACGAAUAACAAAAAUGUUUGCAGUGUUAUUUACAUUAUUUUUUCUUGGUUAUCAUCCGUAUGGUUUUGUACGAGCAUAUGAUAAGCGUCGACAAUUACAUCCAGAUAUAUUCGUAUUAUUAACACUACUUUAUUGUAUAUCCAUAUGUGCAUCGCCAUUCGUCUAUGGCAUCAUGAAUAAUCAAUUGCGACAAGAAUGUAUGAGAGUUAUAUUCAAUUGUUGGCAUUGCCAAAGAAUUGAUGAUUAUAAAAAAUAUUCUCAUCAUCGCUUAAACUCAGCUGCAACACAAGCAUUAACCGUUGUUAAUGAUACGGGCGGUGAUGGUCAAGCUAGUCCAUCGAGAUUAUCGAUGCGAGAUUUAAAAUGUACAGCAGAAAGAAAGAAAAACUCAACAGUAGUUUUAUUUGAGAAUAAUCAUGUUUAA
Rotaria socialis is the source of this 1158-nucleotide messenger RNA. The record is from the annotation of a GenBank genome assembly. NCBI's taxonomy places the organism in Eukaryota, Metazoa, Rotifera, Eurotatoria, Philodinida, Philodinidae.